This is a messenger RNA of Microthlaspi erraticum, 981 nucleotides long. Lineage: Eukaryota; Viridiplantae; Streptophyta; Magnoliopsida; Brassicales; Brassicaceae. The record is from the annotation of a GenBank genome assembly.
AUGGCGGCAAUUUCUCCUUCCUUCCUUCUCUUCCUCAUUCCCAUUGUCCCACUCUCGCUUCUCGCUGCCUUAGCCCUAAUCGUACGCCCUCGUCCCAUCAGAAUCCCCAUCAAGUCCCGUCACGUCUUCAUCACCGGCGGAUCUAGCGGCAUCGGUCUCGCUCUCGCCCAACGCGCCGCCUCCGAAGGCGCUCGCGUCUCCAUCCUCGCCCGAUCCUCCGGUAAGCUCGAUGAGGCUAAGCAAACCAUCAAGCUCGCCACCGGCGUCGAAGUCGCCACAUUUUCCGCCGACGUUCGCGAUUACGACGCCGUGUCGAAGGCGAUUGACGAAUCUGGACCAGUCGAUGUGUUAAUCGUGAAUCAAGGUGUUUUUACCGCGAAGGAGCUGGAGAAGCAUAGUCCAGAGGAUGUCAAGUUCACGAUUGACGUCAAUCUCGUGGGGAGCUUCAACGUGAUUAAGGCUGCUUUGCCCGCCAUGAAAGCUAGGAAAGGUCGUGGUCCUGCCUCCAUCUCUCUCGUAUCCUCUCAAGCCGGUCAGGUGGGGAUAUAUGGUUAUGCUGCAUAUUCAGCAAGCAAGUUUGGGCUUCAGGGUUUAGCACAAUCACUGCAACAAGAAGUUAUUGCUGAUGAUAUUCAUGUCACUCUUAUUUUUCCUCCAGACACUGAUACACCUGGUUUUGAGGAAGAACAGAAGAGCAGGCCUGAGGUCACUGCCAUAAUAGCUGCGUCAUCUGGCUCAAUGAAAACAGAAGAAGUAGCCAGAAAAGCUAUGGAUGGGAUCAAAGCAGGAAAGUUCACAGUGUCAUGCAACUUUGAGGGGUUUUUACUGUCACUGGCUACAACCGGCAUGUCACCUCAGAGAUCAUUUUGGCUUGCUUUUGUUGAAGUUAUAACCGCAGGGCCUAUAAGAUUAGUCGCUCUCUUCUUCCAAUGGGAUUGGUAUAAUGCCAUUGCAAAGUGGAGCAAAACCAAAACCAAAUAG